AUGCCUGCACAAAGUGAGCAGGUGGCUGUCCCCUAUAUUGUUCUGACUCAGAGACCAGAUUCUAUCAAGAAUGCUAUUGGUCAUCGAGGUGAGAGAGAGGGAGAAUUGGGGAAUCAGGCACCAAUUCUUAAAUGCCAGAUUCUUGAGGAGUCCAUGAAGCUCCUCUGGGGGCUAGAGUACAUAAAAGCAGUUGUCCAUUUCUGUGCUAGCUCCAGGUGGAGAAGGCCCAAAGGGAUCCCUCAAAGUCAGCAAGGAAACCACCUCCAGCUCCCAAAUUAUGUUUAUGAUUAUGUUUCUGAGGAAAGCACAGUGCAAAACCUCCCGAAGGUGGAUUCCUCAGGGGAGGAAAGUCUUCAGGAUGGACAGCUGCCUACUGGAGGGUUUUGGGGCUCAGAGAAGCACUGGGUGAUGUUAAAACAAGACUUAUAAAGUGUGUGUUGCACUGUCUGCUGUUCCAUAACUGAUUUGCUUGUUCUUUGUUAA
Messenger RNA from Canis lupus familiaris (dog), 483 nucleotides. It is a transcript of the gene INSL5, whose product is annotated as insulin like 5. The record is from RefSeq and is a predicted model, not a curated record. Gene Ontology annotation, biological process: positive regulation of feeding behavior. NCBI's taxonomy places the organism in Eukaryota, Metazoa, Chordata, Mammalia, Carnivora, Canidae.